Molecule: messenger RNA, 3257 nt
Organism: Canis lupus familiaris (dog)
Lineage: Eukaryota; Metazoa; Chordata; Mammalia; Carnivora; Canidae
Gene: PSIP1
Product: PC4 and SFRS1 interacting protein 1
Exons: 15
Coding region: 152-1744 (530 amino acids)
Biological process (GO): regulation of transcription by RNA polymerase II
Cellular component (GO): nucleus
Molecular function (GO): double-stranded DNA binding; transcription coregulator activity
Source: RefSeq, a predicted model, not a curated record
GGUGCUCUCCCUCGCAGGCGCGCGGACGCCCGGAGGCAUCCCCCCCCCCGCCGCCCCGGGCGCCUGGGCUCCGCCGCCCCCUCGGCAUCCCCGCGCCGGCCGCGCGCCGCGCCUCCUCCCGGCUGCGGACCCCCGGCCUCGCCCCCGAAACAUGACUCGCGAUUUCAAACCUGGAGACCUCAUCUUCGCCAAGAUGAAAGGUUACCCUCAUUGGCCAGCUCGGGUAGAUGAAGUUCCUGAUGGAGCUGUAAAACCACCCACAAACAAACUACCCAUUUUCUUUUUUGGAACUCAUGAGACUGCUUUUUUAGGCCCAAAGGAUAUAUUUCCUUACUCAGAAAACAAGGAAAAGUACGGCAAACCAAAUAAACGAAAAGGCUUUAAUGAAGGUUUAUGGGAGAUUGAUAAUAAUCCGAAAGUGAAAUUUUCAAGUCAACAGGCAUCAACUAAACAAUCAAAUGCAUCAUCUGAUGUUGAAGUUGAAGAAAAAGAAACAAGUGUUUCAAAGGAAGAUACUGACCAUGAAGAAAAAGCCAGCAAUGAGGAUGUGACUAAAGCAAUUGACAUAACCACUCCAAAAGCUGCCAGAAGAGGGAGAAAGAGAAAGGCAGAAAAACAAGUAGAAACUGAGGAGGCAGGAGUAGUGACAACAGCAACAGCAUCUGUGAAUCUAAAAGUGAGUCCUAAAAGAGGACGACCUGCAGCUACAGAAGUCAAGAUCCCAAAACCAAGAGGCAGACCCAAAAUGGUAAAACAGCCCUGUCCUUCAGAGACUGACAUGGUAACUGAAGAAGACAAAAGUAAGAAAAAGGGGCAAGAAGAAAAACAACCUAAAAAGCAGCUUAAAAAGGAUGAAGAGGGCCAGAAGGAAGAAGAUAAGCCAAGAAAAGAGCCAGACAAAAAAGAGGGGAAGAAAGAAGUUGAAUCCAAAAGAAAAAAUUUACCUAAAACAGGGGUUACAUCAACCUCUGAUUCUGAAGAGGAAGGAGAUGAUCAAGAAAGUGAAAAGAAGAGAAAAGGUGGAAGGAACUUUCAGACUCCUCAUAGAAGGAAUAUGCUGAAAGGCCAGCAUGAGAAAGAAGCAGCAGAUAGAAAACGCAAGCAAGAGGAACAGAUGGAAACUGAGCAGCAGAAUAAAGAUGAAGGAAAGAAGCCAGAAGUUAAGAAAGUGGAGAAGAAGCGAGAAACAUCAAUGGAUUCUCGACUUCAAAGGAUACAUGCUGAAAUUAAAAAUUCACUCAAAAUUGAUAAUCUUGAUGUGAACAGAUGUAUUGAGGCGUUGGAUGAACUUGCUUCACUUCAGGUCACAAUGCAACAAGCUCAGAAACAUACAGAGAUGAUUACAACACUGAAAAAAAUACGGCGAUUCAAAGUUAGUCAGGUUAUCAUGGAAAAGUCUACAAUGUUGUAUAACAAGUUUAAGAAUAUGUUUUUGGUUGGUGAAGGAGAUUCUGUGAUCACACAAGUGCUGAAUAAAUCUCUCGCUGAACAAAGACAGCAUGAGGAAGCAAAUAAAACCAAAGAUCAAGGGAAGAAAGGGCCAAACAAAAAGCUAGAAAAGGAACAAACAGGUUCAAAGACUCUAAAUGGAGGAUCUGAUGCUCAAGAUAGUAAUCAACCACAACAUAAUGGAGACAGCAGUGAAGAAAGCAAAGACAACCACGAGGCCAGCAGUAAGAAAAAGCCAUCCAGUGAAGAGAGAGAGACUGAAAUAUCUCUGAAGGAUUCUACACUAGAUAAUUAGGUUGACAUACCUGGAAUAUAAAGAACAUUUGAGAAGUUUGUAAUGGUUUUCAUUUGAAAUAUUUAGCCUGCUGAAAGUUUUAAAUUUUUAUAAGCAUAGGUUUUGAUGUUGAAAAACUUGUUUUGAGGGAGAAAUCCCUUUCUAUUUGUUUAAAAGUAAUUAAGCAUUAUUGCUAAUUGUACUUGUGCAGUAUUAACAGCUACAUUAUUCAGUAAAUGUGAGGGAAAAUCCAUUUAGGAAAUGUUAAAUUGCUUUUCCAGAUGUUUGGUUGUAGCAUAAUUUCAAUUAGUGUGUGUAUGUUAAUGUGUAAUUGAUAGUAGAAAAAAGUUACAUUUUUAAAACUGCUACUUGUAUAAAACCUUUCCUCUUUUCCCAAAUACUGUGGGUUUUGUGCAUAGUUUUUACAAACCUUGGAUUUACCGGAUUGUCUUUUCACUGUUUGUGGGUUUUGUAGAAGUUAUGCAUUUUUAUGGUAGAUAAAAUGUUACUUCUAUACAAGUACUCACUCCUUUUAUCAAAAGUUAAUUUUAAUCUCACAGUCUACAUUGUGCUACAUUAUCCUGCUGCUUUGUAACAAUUUGUGGUCUGUAUGCCUUUUUGUAAUGACGACUAGAUAUCCAACUGACAAUUCUACAAGGUACAAAACUCAUGUUAACUUUUGAAGGUAAUUUAGUUUUGUGGCUGGGAAUUCAGUGAAGUCACAUGGCUUUCCUAUAGAAAGCAGAAUAGGUAUGUAUAGGAAUGAAUCUGGCUUUAGGGUUCAAAUCAUCUAAUAAGAUCCUUACUGAAUGAUAAAAGUUUAUUUUUGAGAACUGUCUCAUGUUUCUGAAUUUUUAAAAAAGUCACACUCAUUAAGGAAGUUACUAAGUAUUUUUUUAAUUGGAAAAAAAAUUCCAUGAUUCUUAUGCAGUAAAAUAGUAGAAAUAAAUACUAUAUAAGAAAACUAACCUAUUUGAAAACAUGGCUAUAUCAGAAGGGUUUAUUAUGUAGAGCUCUUCCAUGUGACAGAAUUGUAAGGAGUAGAAAGAUAGCUUGCUCCGAGGCAGUUAGAAAAAGUAAAGUACUUUGAUAGUCUGUAUUCAUAUAUAGACUAAAUCAGGGUAAAACCAAGGUUAAUAAAAGUUAAGGGUAACUUAACAGAUAGCAUUUCUAAGAUAUUUUGAUUAUUAGGUCAGUUGGUGGUUUUCAGUAGCUAAAAGACAUUUCUCAUGUUUUGAAACUAUGAAUAUGGAGAAAAGGCUUAAUACCAGUGUUUGCAUGUGACAUGCACUGUAUGUUUUGACCUCUCAGAUAAUGGUUUCAUCUAUAGAUGAAAAGUUGUGAAUUAUUUCAAUAAUUGGAGUUUUUGCUUUUUGAGAGGUCUUACAAAUGUAACUAGGACCCACUGUUUUGAGGGAACUAUUGCUAUUAUAUCAGGUCCUUAAUACAAUUUAAAUUUGGACAGAUUUAUUCUAGUUAAGCCAUAAGUGUCAACAUUGUAAACUUGUUUUGAUUAAAGGAUUUUUCUAUCAAA